Molecule: messenger RNA, 1368 nt
Organism: Tripterygium wilfordii
Lineage: Eukaryota; Viridiplantae; Streptophyta; Magnoliopsida; Celastrales; Celastraceae
Product: flavonol 3-O-glucosyltransferase F3GT2-like
Exons: 1
Coding region: 1-1368 (455 amino acids)
Molecular function (GO): UDP-glycosyltransferase activity
Source: RefSeq, a predicted model, not a curated record
AUGUCAAUUAAACAAAGCUCACCACAUCCACAUGUUGCAGCCUUUGCAUUCCCAUAUGGUAGCCAUCCCAGGACAUUCCUGAGUCUUGCCCUCCAACUGGCAAACGCAGCCCCUCAAGUGCAUUUUUCAUUCUUCAACACUGCAAAAUCCAAUGAGACUCUAUUUUCAUCUUCCAAAUCCUCCCAACUCCCAAAUAACUUUAGAGCCUAUAGUGUCAAUGAUGGCGUCCCUGCUGGUCAUGUACUGUCAGGACACCCACUGGAGGCGGUGGAGUUCUUUUUGAAGGCCGGGCCGGAGAGUUUCAAAAAGGGCAUUGACAUUGCAGUGGCAGAGACUGGUACUAACAUCACUUGCAUUCUCAUGGAUGGGUUUGUAGUGUUUGCAGGGGAGAUUGCAGAGGAUUUGGGGAUUCCUUGGAUUCCUCUUUGGGUCCCUAUAUCUUUCAGUCUCUCUGCUCACUUUUACACGGACUUAAUUCGUAAACUGUAUACCAACGAUGGUGUUGUGACUGAAUCCCAAAAUCUCGGUCAAAUUCGAGGAUUGUCAUUUUUCAAAACAGGGGAUUUACCAGGAGAAAUUAUUUCUCCUGACCUUGAUAAAUCUAUUUUUGCUAAAACACUCAGUGAAUUGGAUCAGAUGCUUCCAAGAGCUACUGCAAUCGUCAUCAAUUUCUUUGAAGAAUUAAACCCGGAAGCCCUCAACGAAGAUCACAGAUCAAAAUUCAAGAAAGUUUUCAAUGUGGGUUUCCUCACUAUUCCACUGCCACUGUCGGAGUCCGAUUCAACGGGAUGCUUAUCAUGGUUAAACAGGGGAAAAUCCAAAUCAGUAGUGUAUGUUAGCUUCGGGACUGUGGUGGCAGCACCACAAACCGAGCUGGUAGCAAUGGCGGAGGCGCUUGAAGAAAGUGGGGUUCCAUUUCUCUGGUCUCUUAGGGACAAUUUGAAAGAGGCUUUACCAACUGGGUUUGUUGGGAGAACAAGCAAUUUCGGAAAAAUAGUGCCAUGGACGCCUCAAGCACAGGUUCUGGCACAUGAAUCAGUAGGAGUAUUUGUGACACAUGCUGGUUGCAACUCUGUUCUUGAAAGCAUUGCCUGUGGGGUGCCAAUGAUUUGCAGGCCAUUUUUUGGAGAUCAACCAAUGACUGGAAGAAUGGUUCAGGAUCUUUGGGGGAUUGGUGUAACUGUUGAAGGUGGUGUCAUUACAAAAAAUGGGUUGAUGAAGAAUUUGAAAUUGGUUCUUAACGAUGAACAAGGAAAGAAAAUGAGAGAGAAAGUUGAGGUACUGAAACAGAGAGUCACUGAUGCCGGGGGACCUAAUGGAUCUGCUGCUAGGGAUUUUCAGAAUCUGUUAGAAUUAGUUUCUACAUGA